AAUUUUUAAGCAGUUUGGCGGAUAUCCAGUGUGUAUCGAUGUGAAUAGUGACAGGAAGAUGUUUUUGAUGUACGAAAUUCCCAAACUAUUUUCCAUCCGAUGCCUGCUGGAGCUUGCAUGGAACUGAUUCCUUUGUAAAUAUACAGCUUCUGCCUGAAGAAUGGAGGUCCACAACAGGCGGCCUUAUUCAAGACUGAGCCUGAAGGAGGAGUUUGAUUUUGAUAUCAAUGACAUCAGCCGGGCCUCCACUCCAACCAGUACCAUGAGCUCAAAAUCCGAGGGGCGGAGACGAGAGAAAUCGCACAGGAGUCACUCGGUGGACGACUACAAACGCAAAAUAGCACGACUUAAAAGCGAGUUAGAGGCCGAAAAAGCAAGGACCAAACAGAUUUAUCGUGAAAAAUCCUCGGAAAUUAAGUCUCUUCAGGAGGCGUACAAGAAAGACAAGGAAAAGGAGAUAAGUAAAUUAGAGACAAAGUUAAGUCAAGAGAAACAGAAGGAGAUAGAGAUUAUACAGGAGAAUAUAGCCAAAAAGAAGGACAAGGAACUACAAGAGGUGCUCAAGUACAAAGAAGAGGAGGUCAAAAAUCUCAGGGAAAAGUUUGAAGAGGAGAAAACUAAGGCCCUUCAGUCGGUGGUGGAAUCAGAGAAAAAACAGUACAAAAAAAAUGCAGAGAAAAUGUCCAAGGAGAUCGAAAAACUAAGGGAGGAGAAAAAGAAAAUCGAGGUCGAUUUCAAGAAAAAAUGUGAGGACCAAACGCGCAAGGAAAAAGAGUUCUCUGAGGUCAAAGAAGGCUAUGAUGCAGAACUUCGAAAGAUACUCAACGAAUCCAAAAAAUUUGCAUUUGGGAAUUUACAAAAACUCAAAAAAGCUGAAAAGGCAUUAAGUGAGGGAAUAAUUUCAGAGGAUGAGGUAUUAUCUAUAACAGAAUCGAUUAGUCUCAGGGGAACUCCGUUUUCGGAGAUUUCUAAUCGCACUCCUAGUCGUCCCUUAGCCCUUCGCACAGCAGAGGAUUUAGAGAUUGAAAAAUAUCUAGCUUCUGCCACCCCAUCUCCACACCCUGGAUCCACACCUCUGGGAAAGUCAACUCCUGGAUCCAUUUCAUUAGGGAGGUCAACUCCUGGAUCCACACCCCUUGGAAAGACUUUUACAUUGGAUGGAAAAUCACCCUUUCGUUAUAUUACUGUUCAAGAAAAAACUGACGAAGAAGACCAAAGCAAAGAGAAGCAUAAGAAUAGAGUAUCAUUUCAAAAAUCCAAAUCAGCUAUUCCACUCAAGAAUCGAAGAUCGUCGGAAGAGAAAGACCGUCACCUUCAGAAAAGAAUUGCUGAGCUUCAGGCUCAGACGCAAAGGCUCGAACGUAAAAUUGGUCUCCUGAAAACGGAAAAUGAUUCCUUGAGGCACGAAACUCUGAACCAGAAGAAACGACAAAAAGAUGACCAGAAACCUUUGGAAGAGAAAAUCAAAACUCUGAAAAAACGCAAUGCGGAACUGGCAGCCAUUGCUAGACGUCUGGAAGAGAAAGCUAAGCAUCUGCAGCAAGAAAACAUGAAGAAGGUAAAAGAAGAAAUGAGUCCACCAGAAUCUGACCAUAUGAAGAAACUGUUCGCAAGGCAGAGGGCAAAGGAUCUAGCAGACCAUGCCAAGGCCAUGCUGGCCAAGGACCGUGAGAUUGAGGAACUACGCAAAAAAUGUCAGGAGUUGGCAGAUACACUCAGCAAUGCCGACUUCCUGGGUCCGGAGAAUGUACAAAUGUACGAAGAAAAGGAGGAACUGGUGACCAUAAUCAAACAGGCAGCCAAAGAGAGGCUACAAAUGGAGAAACAACUGGCCAAGAUCAGACCAAACGUGAGUCGCUUCUCAUUGUCGGCUCAGGCAGAUUUGAAGAAGUUGAAGGAAUUGGAAGCAACCAAUGAGACAUUACAGAAGGAACUCGGAAAAUUAGAGAAAGCCAGAGAGGAUACCGAAAAACUCGAGAUAGAACUUACUCAGAAGAAAAUUGAAUGUGAGACCUUAGCAGAAGAAAUCAAAAAAGAAAAACUCAGAAAUAAGGAGCUGGAAAGUGAUUUACAAGAGAGUGCGGCACAGAAUACCCAGCUUACAGUACAAGUGUCAGAUCUCCAACAUAGACUGCAGGACUUGGAAAAGGUGAGCGAGGAGUGUAACAUUUUACGUCUGAACCUUUCUGAAGCCCAGCAUGAAUGUGACCAAGCCAGACACGAGAGAAGCACCCUCCAGGUCAAAGUAGGAAACCUUGAGGAAACCAUCAAAAAUCUAAAGGAAUCAGCGGAUCGUCUACAGGAACUAGAAAAUGAGCAUCAGACAACACUACAGCAAUUACACGACAAAAGUAAUCAAAUCAACUCAUUACAACAGGCUCAACAGGAUGCCAAAGAGGAAUAUGAUAAAGCCCUGCACUCUCUAAAGAGCCGUGUUACUGAACUUCAGCAAAAGUGUCAUGAACAGGAUGACAGGCAUCAGGAACUGACACAAGAGCUGCAGACUCUGAGAUCAGCAGCUGGCAAAAACAACUACAAACACCCACCCAAUCACAGUCCAUCUCAUUAUCAAGACUUAGCCAAUCACAGCCCAUCUCAUCCAGCCAAUCACAGUCCAUCCAAUCACAAAGAUUCAUCCAAUCAAAAGAGUUCCCUAGUUCCCAAUCAUUUUCCAGUUAAAGAAAACUUCCAGCAAUCAAAUGCAGGGCCUCUGACAGAAUCGUGUAGGUUUCCAGGAAAUGAUAAUAUUCAGGUGGACUCCACCAAGUCUCUAGACACAGGUUUUGCUGAUGAUGAAGAUUUAGACAAUUCAAAUAAUCCGUCCCCUGACCAAGCCAAACCCCCAGGGGAAUUUGAAGACCCAGAACUUUACGAAAUUGCCAAAAAAUUAAAAGAGCUGGAAGCUUCAGAUUCUGAAGAGGAUAAUUUAUGUGAAGAUCGAGGGGAAGACUCUGGGAUGGAAAGUCAGAAGGAGCAGAAGAUGCAAAUAAAUGCCAUAGAUGAAAACCGCUUAUCCAUCCUUGCAAAGAAAGGUCCCAUUCAAGUGUUCCAAGCUAAAUACUCCUACGACCCUAUCCAGUAUUCACCCAAUGAGAAUCCAGACGCUGAACUUCCAAUCAACGCCGGGGACUAUGUUCUGGUGUAUGGAGAAAUGGAUGAGGAUGGUUUCUAUGAUGGGGAACUUCUGAAUGGUAAAAGAGGACUUGUGCCUUCAAACUUCAUAGAAAAAGUAUCAGAUGAAGAUCUUGCUGAAUUUCAUGCUGCCAUGUCGGAUGCUAAUCACCAUGACGACGACAGUAUCAUUGGUAACAGCAUACAACAGGACCUUGACUAUGAUAGCAGUGAGGACGUCGGGGCUAAGGACUUGAGACGUAAAUCAACAGAUCUGAAGCCAACAUCUGACAAACUUUUUCCACAAACAAACCAAAGCAGCAGUCGAUCAAACAGCCGUCCAGCUAGUGACCAUGGUAGUGAUGUAGAUGACCUUGACCUCUUAGACAGUAGUAAAGCCUUGACCUCGAUCAAGGUACAGAGUCAGCCAGCAGAUACAAUGUUGCCAUGUCCCAGAGAGCUGACCCUAGACAGACAGUUGACCAAUAGUAUUGUUAUCAGCUGGAAGCCCCCGCUUGACCACAACAAACUGGAUGUCAAGUCAUAUCAUGUGUAUGUUGAUGGAGUGUUCAAAUCCCUGGUGCGCAAAAAUGAGAGAACGAAAGCACUACUGGAGAAUGUAGACUCCAAGGAGGUCCAUAGAGUCAGUGUUCGAUGUAACUCCAACAUGGGCCAGUCAGCAGACAGUCAGUGUACCAUGCUGGUGGGCAAAGAUGCCGAUCCUGCUCCUAGCGACCUGAAAGUUAGCGAAAUUACUUCUAACUCCGCCCAAAUCUCGUGGUUACCGGGUAACAGUAACUUAAGCCACACCCUAAGUGUUAAUGGACGAGAGGUUCAAGUAGUCAAGCCAGGGCUAUGUGUUCAUACACUGACAGGGCUGGCCCCUGGUUCAGAACACAAAGUAUCGGUCACUGCUGAAAGUCUGUCCACUAACAGGAAGAACCACUUGUCAGCAUUUGUCGUCUUCAAAACGGCCUCCGGAGGUGUCCCAGAGCCCCCAUUAAAUGUCCAAGUAGAGGCAGGACCACAAGAGGGCACACUGCUGUUGACAUGGAUACCGGUUACCAUAGAUUCCUCUGGUUUCUCCAAUGGUGCAGUGGUAACUGGUUAUGUGGUGUAUGCAGAUGGUAGAAGAGUUAAAGAUGCACAAGGUCCAACAAAUGACCACAUCAUUCUCAGUGCUGAUGAUUUCCAAGCCUUCAUUCCUAAACAGCUGUUGGUCCGUACAGUGACUGUGGACAAAACGGAAUCUUCUAACUCGGACCCAAUCAAACUACCCCACUCACUCAUACAGGAGAUCACAGAUGGGGCUGCCAAAAGGGUGACCAAGGACACGCCCACUAAACAAACAGUCCAGACCUCAAUGCCCCUAAACUCAAUUGUACCAGAAACUUCUGAGGGAGACGAAGACAUUGAUACUGUCAUAAAUCGCAUCGCUGCCGAAGCAGAGCGCAACAUGAGUCCAGUGCUGGACAAUAUCGAAUACGAGGAUGAUUUUAUCGAGGGCAGCAGCACCUCGGAGCUUUCUGACAUUCCCGAAGAGGUGGAGGAGGAAUUUUCCGAGGAGGUCCCCCAGGGGCCUCCCACUAAACUCAGCCCUCAGCUACUUAAUGGUCAUGCAUCACUUGGCAAGAAUUCAGGUGCAAAGGCACUUACUGCAUCCACACCUCUCAGAUCUAGUGAAGCGUCGCCAAGGCAAACAAGGUCAUCUCCAAGGAUACCAGCUAUUGAAAUAACAAGAGACAGUGGCAGUGAGCGAGGGAAUUCUGUAGAUAUAUCAGAAGAGGAGUUAGACAUUUCUAAAACUCCAGUAAAAACAAAGAGAACAGUGCCCCAUGUUCAGGAUAGUGUUAAAGGCUCACAUAGAAAUAUUUCCCCCGCCUCCACAAGUGCCAGUGUGUCUCCGAGUGAGGAGGUGGUUAGUAAUGGACACCAUUCAAGACAUUCCCGCGAGGCUUCCCCUCAAAGGGACGGUCAUGUGACUAGUGACCUACAAUACAAAAAUGACAAAAAUACCUCCCAUCACACCGCCCCAGAUCCGCGACGGAGACUUUAUCCAGAAAGUCAUGUGACUCAUAAAAACGGUGACAGUUCACAUCCGGAACACGGACCCGUCAAACCUCACAGGAGGAGUCCAGGUCUCGGAAGUCCGCGGAAUAGUCCUCAGAGGGCAAGUCCGCGGAGGGUCAGUCCUCAAGGAGUUCAUAGUCCUCACAAGGAUUUAACGGACAGCAAGACUUACAGUGAUUCUAAUGCUAAUGAUGUGUCGCAGGGAUCCACCAUUUCUGACGGGAGGCUGGAUAAUAGCGGUGUUCAUCACGUUCCACAGCUGGAUCUGUCCGACUGUGACGACAGUGGAGAUGUGGAUUCUAUUAGUGGAGAAAUUAAUCCACCCAUCGAGGACAAUCGGAUUAGAUUGUUUGUGGCUUUGUUUGACUAUGAUCCGGAAAGCAUGUCACCUAAUGUUGAGUGUUUGGAUGAGGAACUACCCUUCAAAGAAGGGCAGAUCAUCAAGAUUUAUGGUGAUAAGGAUGCUGAUGGUUUUUACCGCGGUGAGAGUAACGGCCGAGUCGGCUUUGUCCCAUGUAACAUGGUGUCAGAGGUCCAAGUUGAGGACACGGAACUGGCGGAACAAUUACUCAAGGAGUCGCAAACCGGCUACAAUCCCAGCAUGCAGUUAUCCACCGAUAACUACACGAAGCCCACGGAGCUUGGGUCUAGAUUGAGUCCGGCCAAAGUCUCCACAGUGACGUCCAGCACGCAGGCUAGAAAAAUGGUGGCACUGUACGACUACGAUCCACAGGAACUGUCUCCAAAUGUCGAUGCUGAGCUGGAACUGGCCUUCAGAAGUGGUGACACAAUCAUGAUUUACGGCGACAUGGAUGAUGACGGCUUCUACAUGGGGGAGCGUAACGGUCACCGGGGACUUGUCCCCUCCAACUUCCUACAGGAGGCCCCCCUAAGUGACGACGAGGUCCUCGAGAGUGCCAGCAUUGUCUCCCCUGCCAGGUCAGGCGAGAGUCUCAGUAAUAUGUCGCGGCACUCUGACCUCGCGCCGGACAAAACGCAGAAAGUGGGACCUGGCACACAACUGGACCAACAGUUAUCACAUGAUACAGUGAAUUCAGUAGCCAAUCAGAAUCUCCCUCCAUCGGAACAGAGGCCCUCGUCUCCCGAGGACGUCAAGCAUAAAAAGAAGAGUUCUAGUCUGUUAUCCAAGGGCAAAAAUAUAUUUAAAAAACUCACUCGAUGAGGAUCACUGAUGCUCCCUGCCAGAAAAAUUAGCUUGUGUUAUCAUUAAAUCGUCCAAUCCCAGAAAAGUGUGUGCAGAUUCUUUGACACUGAUUAAUUGUAGUCAAGUGUAUGAAAAAAAAAAAACAACUUCAGAUUAAGUGCCAUUUAUUUGCUGAAUAAGACAUGUGUGACAUACAUGUAUUAGACUAGGUGAAAAGAAUCGCCAUGGAAAGAACUUGUCUCAGGAAUUAGAACUUCUUCUUUCUUUUUCAGCCAGUAGUUGUUAUGCCAGCAAUAUUGCUUUAAUACUAAGUAUCAAGGACAGAGAUAUUACCCACAAAUUUUUCUUGCAUUUUGUGUUAAUUUAAACAUCCUUGUAUUUCUUUGUCCUGUGACAGAUAGUCAUGUGAAAGGAAGUAGCUAUCUUGAAUCAUGUGACUGCAUGGUUGUGAAUUUUUUGUUUUAGUGAGUUAUGCUAAUAGAAAAAGUAUGCUUGUUUUUGUAAAGCCAAAGAGUGAGUGAAAAAUGUACCAGGGGAGAGAAAUCUUGGGUUUCUUGCCAGUUCUUGAUGUGUUUAUAAAUGUUUGCAUGUGCUAUAUGUGUAAUCAAAAAAAUGCUGCCAUAAUAUUUUUACUACAAGGAAGGAGUAUGCUGCAUUUUUUAUGUGUAAUGAUGUUAGAAAGUAAAAGACUUUAUUUUACAGUGUUUUGUUAUGAUGUGAAAUGUCUGUGAUAAUCAGUUAUUGACUUGUAAAGGUAUUACAUAUUUAAAAAAAUACCACAUUCCAAAAAUCAGAUAUUUACUGUGUAUUCCAAGUUAAACAAAAUUCCAUGCUGUUAUAGAUAUUUUUAAUGCAAUAUUUGAUAGAUAAAGUCCUUUCCAGGUUUAUAGUUGGAAAAAAAGUAACCAAAGUUUAUCUUUGGUAUUAUGAUUAAUAGGUGCAUAUGAUUUAUGUUUUAAUGCUGGACAAGGAAAAACUGGAAUUGUUCCCAUACUCUGUUUACUAGGUGCUAUUGUGUGUUGUGAUAUAUAAGAGUAAUCCAAUCUGUGCCUAUCUAGGUAUCAUACUACAUGUAAUUAAGUUAAUUAGAUAAAAUUCAUUAUGUCUGAUGUCACGAAAUGAUUUUUUUAUUUCCAAACAUUUUUUUUUUUCCAUUAUUUAUAGCCAGCAUACAGAGAAAGAUUUGAUACUUCAAACAAAAGUCAGUCAGGAAAUGAGCAGGAUAAAAUACUAACUGGAUUUUUUUUUUUUAUAUUUAAAGAUAAAUUUAAUUUGCAGAGAAAUUAAUGUGGAGAAUAAAUCUAUAUUGUAAACACUACAUCCUUCAAUAAAAUAGAAUCUCAUUAUAUACACUGAACACGGUCAUUUCAUAUGAUUUCCAUGAAACUACAGAUUAGGUCAAUCUAAGUACUUUGUUUUUCAGACAUUCUUGAUAUUAUACACAGGGCCUCUUGUGUUGUUGAGGCAGACCUUAUUUAUUUAUAUAGAAAUAUGUAUGAUAUUGUACAACAUCCAGUGUAUUUAUUGUUAAGUUUUUGUAUGAAAUAGGACGAUAUGUGAUGUGAUUUCAGAAUAAAUUAUUUUUUGCAAGUAUA
Saccostrea cuccullata (small rock oyster) is the source of this 7941-nucleotide messenger RNA. RefSeq names its product RIMS-binding protein 2-like. Lineage: Eukaryota; Metazoa; Mollusca; Bivalvia; Ostreida; Ostreidae. The record is from RefSeq and is a predicted model, not a curated record. Gene Ontology annotation, molecular function: protein binding. The coding region runs from base 161 to 6364 and encodes 2067 amino acids. Gene Ontology annotation, biological process: neuromuscular synaptic transmission. The transcript has 39 exons.